Messenger RNA from Phyllostomus hastatus (greater spear-nosed bat), 3674 nucleotides. RefSeq names its product adhesion G protein-coupled receptor L4 (gene ADGRL4). Gene Ontology annotation, cellular component: membrane. Gene Ontology annotation, molecular function: calcium ion binding; G protein-coupled receptor activity. Gene Ontology annotation, biological process: cell surface receptor signaling pathway; adenylate cyclase-activating G protein-coupled receptor signaling pathway. Bases 92 to 2314 code for a protein of 740 amino acids. The record is from RefSeq and is a predicted model, not a curated record. The transcript is spliced from 16 exons. Lineage: Eukaryota; Metazoa; Chordata; Mammalia; Chiroptera; Phyllostomidae.
UCUCCCGAACCCGCCAGGCCGCGUCGCGUCCCCCGGACACCGUCGAACACCUAGUUCCACUCCCGCCUUGCUAGCACCGCGGCCGCCGCCAAUGAAACUCCUCCUGCUCCUAGUGGGUUUUUCCACUUUGUUGAAUUCUUCUUACACUCAAAAUUGCACCAAGACACUUUGUCUUCCAAAUGCAAAAUGUGAAAUACGGAAUGGAGUUGAAGCUUGUUACUGCAACAUGGGAUUUUCAGGAAAUGGCAUCACAAUUUGUGAAGAUGAUAAUGAAUGUGGAAACUUAACCCAGGCCUGUGGUGAAAAUGCCAACUGCACUAACACAGAGGGGAGUUACUAUUGUAUGUGUGAAGGUGGCUUCAGAUCCAGCAGCAACCAAGACAGAUUUAUCACUAAUGAUGGGACCAUCUGCAUCGAUAUAGAUGAGUGCAGUGAAUCAGCUGCCUGUGGUGAUCAUGCAGUAUGUUUAAACGUGGAUGGUGGGUUCAGCUGCUCCUGCAAGGAAGGUUAUCAGACAUCCACAGGAAAAGCACAAUUCACACCUACUGAUGGCACUUACUGCCAAGAAAAUGUGAAUUCAGACUGCCAUUUAGAUAAUGUCUGUAGUGCUGCAAAUAUUGAUAAAGUUUUAAGAAAGAUUGGACACAUAGACCAACCUGUGGCUUUACUACAAGAAGUCUAUAAAAAUUCUGUGAAAGAUCUUUCCCCGAUGGCUAUAAUUACAUAUAUAGAAAUAUUAGCAAAAUCAUCACCAUUACUGGGAGUCAUCAAUAGCACUAACUCAGACAAGGACACAAUUUCUAAUUCAACUCUUGCUGAAUUUGUAAAAACUGUGAAUAAUUUUAUUCAAAAAGAUACAUUUAUAGUCUGGGACAAGUUACCUGUGACUCAUAGAAGAAUUCAUCUUACAAAAUUGAUGCAUGCAGCUGAACAAGCUACCUUAAGUAUUUCUAAGAACUUCCAAAAGACCACUCAGUUUGAUACCAAUUCAAGUGAUGUAGCUCUCAGGGCAUUCUUUUUUGAUUCACAUCACAUGAAACAUAUUCAUCCCCAUAUGGAUGUGGAUGGAGAUUAUAUCAAGAUAUUUCCAAAGAGAAAAGCUCCAGAUGAUUCACAUGGCAGUGUUGCAGUUGCAUUUUUAUAUUAUAAGAGCAUUGGUCCCUUGUUCUCAUCAUCUGACAACAUCUUAUUGGAACCUCAAAGUUAUGAUAAUUCUGAAGAAGAUAAAAGAGUCAUCUCUUCAAUAAUUUCAGUCUCAAUUAGCUCAAAUCCACCCACAUUGUAUGAACUUGAAAAAAUAACAUUUACCUUAAGUCACAUAAAGACCACAGAGAAGUAUAGGAGUCACUGUGCAUUUUGGAACUACUCCCCUGAUACCAUGAAUGGAAGCUGGUCUUCAGAGGGCUGUGAGCUAACGUUCACAAAUGAGACCCACACCUCAUGCAGCUGUAAUCACCUGACACACUUUGCCAUUUUGAUGUCUUCUGGAACUUCCAUUGGUAUUAAAGAUUAUAAUAUUCUUACAAGAAUCACUCAACUAGGAAUAAUUAUUUCACUGAUCUGCCUGGCCAUAUGCAUUUUUACCUUCUGGUUCUUCAGCGAAAUUCAAAGCACCAGGACAACAAUUCACAAAAACCUCUGCUGUAACUUAUUCCUUGCUGAACUUGUUUUUCUUGUUGGGAUCAAUACGAAUUCUAAUAAGCUCUUCUGUUCAAUCACUGCUGGCCUGCUGCAUUACUUCUUUUUAGCUGCCUUUGCGUGGAUGUGCAUUGAAGGCAUCCACCUCUAUCUCAUUGUUGUGGGAGUCAUCUACAACAAGGGGUUUUUGCACAAGAAUUUUUAUAUCUUUGGCUAUCUCAGCCCAGCUGUGGUCGUUGGAUUUUCAGCAUCAUUGGGAUAUAGAUAUUAUGGCACCACCAAAGUAUGUUGGCUUAGCACAGAAAACAACUUUAUUUGGAGUUUUAUAGGACCAGCUUGUCUAAUCAUUCUUGUUAAUCUCUUGGCUUUCGGAUUUAUCAUAUACAAAGUUUUUCGUCACACUGCAGGGUUGAAGCCAGAAGUUAGUUGCUAUGAAAACAUAAGGUCUUGCGCCAGAGGAGCCCUGGCUCUUCUGUUCCUCCUGGGCACCACCUGGAUCUUUGGGGUUCUCCAUGUUGUGCGCGCCUCGGUUGUGACAGCUUACCUCUUCACCAUCAGCAAUGCCUUCCAGGGGAUGUUCAUUUUCUUAUUCCUGUGUGUUUUGUCCAGAAAGAUCCAAGAAGAAUAUUACAGAAUGUUCAAAAAUGUCCCUUGCUGUUUUGGGUGUUUACGGUAAACAGAGGGAACCUGGAUAAUUACUACCGCACAAAAAUAUAAAUGCCGGGUGGUAGAUGGCCAGUGUAUAAAAAUUACUCGAAUUAUCCAGUUAUUAUUACUAGAUAAUCAUAUUUUAAAUCAGUUUUUCUGUUUACAGUGUAGGAACUUUAUCUAAUACAAGGUAAAAGUAUGUACUGUAUAGCUAUGGUAUGCUUCCCUCUAUGACUUAGUUAUGUCAAAAAUAGUAUUGCAGACAUUUUAAAAGUAAUUGGUUUUUCAGGAGUGAUAUCACUGCACCCAAGGAAAGAUUUUCUUUCUAGCACAAAAAUAGAUGAAUGUCCUCGAGGAAACCACUGGCUUGAUAUCGUGUGACUCAUGUUGCCUUUGAAACUAGUCCCCCAUCACCUUGGUAAUGAGCUCCGUUACAGAAAGUGGAACAUAAGAGAAUGAAGGAGCAGCAUAUAAAACAGUAGAAAGGGAAUGGCUGUUAUAACAAUAGACCAUAUUUUGAGUAACCCUGUAUUUUUUGCAAACUAGAUGAAAAAUUAUAGGGAUAAAAUAAAGAAUUGAAUGAACACAUCUUACCAUUUUGUGAAUGGUUCUGAACGUAAAUUUCUACUAAAAUAACCUGGACCUAUAUGUGUUACAUCCAUUUUCUUUUCUGAUAUUCUAAAAAUCACACAACUUCACAAAAGAAAAAACAAAUGUUUCUUCUCUGUUCUUAGGUUAACAUUGAAAUGAGGUAUAUGCUAUUGCUAUACUUAUUUCACAGAUUGUGACUGCAAUUGCCUAAUCAGUAAUGCAUAAAUGUGUCAAAAUGUAAUAGUGUUCAUGUCUAUAAAUGUUGUUCAUGCCUGUAAAUAGAGCCAAAGUAUUCUACUCUAUAGCCUUUCGGUGUAGUGAAAAAUAUCGUGUCUCAUCAUACUAGUAUGAGUUUUUUAUUUUUGUAAUUUUAGAAAUUUGUAGUUCACAUUAUAAUGUUCCCUUUUAACUUACUAUUUUUAAAAGGGCAUUGUAAAUAUGGAAGUAUUCAUAGAGUGAAUUGCUAUAUUUUCUGUUCAGAAAAGUACACACUUAAAAAGUGUUAUUUAUAACAAAGAAAUCACUAAGCACUGUAGAGAUUCUCACAGUGGAUCUAUUUUCUGACAGUUUCCCGUGAUCCAUUAAAGCAUAUCUGCUUAAAUGUGGGGCUUCUAUCUAUCUUCAGAUCGUCUCAUUAAAAUGAAGAAGCAGUGACUAGACUUCAAAAAUAUGUCAUUGUUCUGUACCCACCUAUAAAAGUAUGCCAAUACACUAAAUGUCGUGAUUUUAAUUUCUCCUGCUAUUGAAAUACAGUCUGUCAAAUCUUUCUUUAACAAAUAAAAUGUUAUCUAAAUGAA